Kwoniella mangroviensis CBS 8507 is the source of this 1203-nucleotide messenger RNA. RefSeq lists its product as uncharacterized. The transcript has 4 exons. Gene Ontology annotation, molecular function: protein binding. Gene Ontology annotation, biological process: protein import into peroxisome matrix, docking. Lineage: Eukaryota; Fungi; Basidiomycota; Tremellomycetes; Tremellales; Cryptococcaceae. Bases 1 to 1203 code for a protein of 400 amino acids. Gene Ontology annotation, cellular component: peroxisomal membrane; peroxisome; peroxisomal importomer complex. The record is from RefSeq and is a predicted model, not a curated record.
AUGUCAUCGUUGCCACCAAGACCGAAACCAUGGGAGAGCAAAUCAACCUCCGCUGUCCCAUUAUCCAACUCCGAAGCUGGACCUUCCACCAAACCUGCUACAGCUGCAUUGUCAUCAUCAGCAUUCGAUAAUGCCCUGCAGGCUAGUGGUAGUAACAGUAAUGCCGCGCCGAAGCUACCUGAUAGACCGACUGAUUUGGGAGCGAGCAACAGUCUGACCACUCAGCCAUACGCCCAAAAUCGAUAUACGAAUUCUUACGGGAUGUCACCGUAUGGCGGUAUAGGAGGGAUGAGCGGAUAUGGGGGAUAUGGUGGAUAUAGUGGGUAUGGGGGUUACGGAGGGAUGAGUAGGUUCGGUGGUGGAUAUGGUAUGGGAGGGUAUGGGAUGGGUGGAUAUGGAGUAGGUGGGAUGGGCGGUCCAGGAGAGGGUUACCCAACUCUCACAUCAUCCCUUCAAGCAUCCACCGCUCCAGCAUUUGCCGUCCUCGAAUCACUCGUCACGGCAUUCACCUCCCUCGCUCUGCUUAUAGAAUCUACAUAUAUGGCUACCCACUCAUCUUUCUUCGCCAUGGUUGGCGUGGCAGAUCAACUCGGUUCAUUGAAAACAUACUUAGGUCAGGUAUUGGGUGUAUUCUCGAUAUUGAGGAUAAGCAAGAAAAUCAUCAACUGGUUGAAAGGAAAAAAUAACGCGAAAGGGAAGAAUCCCAUAAAUGGAUGGGCGAACGAAUGGUCAAAUGCCAUACCUAAUUCCCCUGGAGGUACAGGAGGGGGAGGUGGUAGACCAUCAAUCAAACCAUUAAUAUUAUUUUUAUUCUCAGCAGUGGGAUUACCAUACCUCAUGAACCGUCUUGUCAAGCUUCUCAUUGCGUCACAACAGCAACAGCAACAGCAGAUACAAAAUGAAGGAAAUGGAGGAAUUGUAGAUGCUAAUGGGAAUAUAGAUCCGAGUAAAUUGGAAUUUGCAAGAGCCAAAUGGGAGUUUAGAUCUAGUGAAGAAUGGGAAUUGAAUUUGGCAAGGGAUGAGAUAGUUGCGAUCAUCGAGAAGCGUCCCUCGGCUUCGGCUUCGGCAGGUCAAGGAGAUGGAGGUGCGGGUGUGGGUUGGUGGAGAGGUAGGACGAGGGAUGGGAGGGUUGGAUGGUUCCCUGGCAAUUAUGUUGAGAUUAUCAAGCGCAGAGAGAAUGGAAAUACGCAGAAAACUGUAUAA